CGGCAGCGGGUUUCUAUUUCACUCCCUUUUAUUCCUGGGCAUAUUGUGUUCGAUAAAACCCUUUGCUUGUAACACGGCUGGCAGGGCUCCCAGCUGCUCCUCCUGACUGCCUUUCCUCCCCCCUCCGGACUCCCUUGCCUUCACUCUGCCCCCUCUUCUUCCCUACCUUGUCCCCUCAAACUCUAGGGGGAGGAGGUCAAGGCACCUCCCUUUGUUUCUGGCCCCUCUCCCACCCCAGUUCCUGUAGAGAUGUGCAGAGAUGCCCACCUUUUUCCUAGGAGAAAAGUCCAGGCAGGGUUGCCCGGCUACACCAGGAGGUCCCCCUCCCACUAAGACCGGAAGGAGGGCUGGAGCAGCCAGGCCCAGCCCCAUGUGGGACCCAAGGACACAGCCGCCCUGCUGAGAGCACGGCGGCUCGACCUUCAAGACCGUGACCUCGCGACGGUGGCCCUCGGCCCUCCACCUCCAACGGGGGCGGGGGCCGCCCACCUCCAAGUCUCCAGCCAUGACGACCUCUGCGCUUCGCCGCCAAGUGAAGAACAUCGUGCACAAUUACUCCGAGGCGGAGAUCAAAGUGCGCGAGGCUACUAGCAAUGACCCCUGGGGUCCACCCAGCUCCCUUAUGUCGGAGAUCGCCGACCUGACCUUCAAUACGGUGGCCUUCGCCGAGGUCAUGGGCAUGCUGUGGCGUCGGCUCAAUGACAGUGGCAAGAACUGGCGGCACGUGUACAAGGCGCUGACGCUGCUGGACUAUCUGCUCAAGACCGGCUCGGAGCGCGUGGCGCACCAGUGCCGUGAGAACCUCUACACCAUCCAGACGCUCAAGGACUUCCAGUACAUCGACCGCGAUGGCAAGGACCAGGGCGUCAACGUUCGCGAGAAGGUCAAGCAGGUGAUGGCCCUGCUCAAGGACGAGGAGCGCCUGCGGCAGGAACGAACUCAUGCCCUUAAGACCAAGGAGCGCAUGGCCCUGGAGGGCGCAGGCAUCGGCAGCGGGCAGCUGGGCUUCAGUCGCCGUGGUGAGCGGGGUUCUCCAUCCUCCUACACCUCUGCCUCCUCGUCCCCCCGCUAUGCCUCGGACCUGGAGCAAGCGCGGCCCCAGACGUCAGGAGAAGAGGAGCUGCAGUUGCAGCUAGCACUGGCCAUGAGCCGAGAAGAGGCUGAGAAGCCAGUACCCCCAGCCUCCCACAGGGAUGAGGACCUACAGCUGCAGCUGGCUCUGCGCCUGAGCCAGCAAGAGCACCAGAAGGAGGUGAGGUCCUGGCGGGGAGAUGACUCCCCCGUGGCCAAUGGUGUAGGGGCUGUGGUUCACCAUCGCCAUCGGGGGGACACAGAACCAGGAAGAGAAGAGAAAAAGGAGGAAGAGAAGCUGAAAACCAGUCAGUCCUCCAUCCUGGACUUGGCUGACAUCUUUGCACCUGCCACAGCCCCACCCUCCACACAUUGCUCUGCUGACCCAUGGGACAUCCCAGGUCUCAGGCCGAACACAGAACCCAGUGGCUCUUCCUGGGGACCUUCUGCAGACCCCUGGUCUCCAGUCCCCUCAGGAAACGCUCUGUCCCGAAGCCAGCCUUGGGACUUGCUUCCUACCCUCUCCUCCUCUGAGCCCUGGGGCAGGACCCCAGUGCUGCCUGCUGGACUCCCCACCACAGACCCCUGGGCACCAAAGUCUCCCCACCACAAACUCCCCAGCACUGGAGCUGACCCUUGGGGGGCCUCCAUGGAGUCUUCUGACACACCUGUUCUAGGUGGUACCUCGAACUUCGACCUAUUUGCCAAACCUCCAGAAUCCACAAAAACCAAGGAGGGUCUGGAGGGGCAGGCCUUGCCCUCAGGGAAGCCCAGCAGCCCUGUGGAGUUGGACCUGUUUGGAGACCCUAGUCCCACUUCCAAGCAAAAUAGCACGAAGGAGCCAGAUGCCUUUGACUUGGAUGUACUAGGAGAAGCACUAGCCCAGCCUGGACAGGAGACCCGUGCCUGCCGUACCCCAGAGUCUUUCCUGGGCCCCUCGGCCUCUUCCUUGGUCAACCUUGACUCAUUGGUCAAGGCGCCACAGGCUGCGAAGACCCGGAAUCCCUUUCUGACAGGACUCAGCGCUCCGUCCCCCACUAACCCGUUCGGUGAGCAGGGCAGGCCGACCCUGAACCAGAUGCGCACCGGGUCACCUGCGCUGGGCCUGCCGGUCGGCGGGCCUACCGGGGCGCCCCUGGGCUCCAUGACCUACAGUGCCUCCCUGCCCCUCCCGCUCAGCAGCGUGCCGGUCGGCAUGACCCUUCCCGCCUCGGUCAGCGCCUUCCCACAGGCUGGAGCCUUCGCCCCACCGCCCGCCAGCCUGCCGCAGCCGCUGCUGCCCACCUCCGCCUCGGCUGGGCCGCUGCACCCGGGCCCGCAGUCUGGCACCAACCCCUUCCUCUGAGCGACGCCCCAGCCUGAGCGCGAGGCCACGCCCCCUCGUGACCUUGGGCGGGGCGGCAGUGCUGGUCAAGCACCGAUCCCAGCCUCGCGGGGCAAGGCGGAAGGUGCACUCCUGAAGUUGGAGACCGAGGACGUUUUGGGGGGCGGAGGUGGCUAGACCACACCCCAACAAUAAAGACUGGAACCCA
Molecule: messenger RNA, 2603 nt
Organism: Ictidomys tridecemlineatus (thirteen-lined ground squirrel)
Lineage: Eukaryota; Metazoa; Chordata; Mammalia; Rodentia; Sciuridae
Source: RefSeq, a predicted model, not a curated record